Molecule: messenger RNA, 810 nt
Organism: Porites evermanni
Lineage: Eukaryota; Metazoa; Cnidaria; Anthozoa; Scleractinia; Poritidae
Source: the annotation of a GenBank genome assembly
AUGGAUGAAAAGAACGCCGAGAAAGAGAAGAUAAUUUUGCCUUCAGAGAGCGAAGAUGAAGAUUCAAAGGAAUUUCGUGAACCCUGUGCCAGCUCGUAUUUAGUCGAGGAGCGGGAAAGCUCCAAGAAGUCGUUGCCGCAAAAAUUUCGAAAGCGCUGGACCCGAGCAGCACUAUCGCUCGCAAUAAUCUCACUCAUCGCCGUAAUUGCUUUGAGCUUGGCGUCAUUUAUAUCCUCAAAACAAACCGAAAGCUCGGCUGUUUUUGCAGCGGGCUUUGACGCUUUUUUCGCGGCUGUUAACGUGGUCGCAGUUUGUUGGAGAUUUCGAGACGAGCUUAAUGGAGAUGUUGGAUCAUCAAGGGAGAGCAAGGCGACUUGUGUUAUAGCUGUAACAUUUAUUUUGGGCGGAGUAGCAACUGUAGGCAUCUCACUACAUCAUCUGAAAAUCAAAGAUCACCCAACAAAAACGGGAGAAAUGAUCAUUCUUCUGAUCACCGGAUUUGUGAUUUAUACCGUCCUGUGCAUAUUUCAAUGUAGAAUUGCUUCAGCGAUGCAAAGCCAAUCUAUGAGAGCUCUCUCGGUAGAUUCCGGGCUUGGCGCAGUAAUGAAUGCUGGAUUACUGGGUUCAUCCUGGAUUUAUCGGCAACAUACAAACCUCUGGUAUCUUGACCACGCGGUCGCAACAGUUUUAGGUGUUGUUUCUACAGUAUACGGAAUUUAUUUAGCCAUACAAAUUAUACAGGUAAAGAUAAACGGUGCAAAAUCAAUAUCAUUUAAAAGAGAAGGAUUAUCAUCAGACCAAAAUAAUUAG